AUGUCUGCCGUCACUAGUGUCGAAGAUGAGUACGACGAGUACAACUACGACCAAGACAAAUUGGUCAACAGCGGACACAGCGGUAAGAAUAGGAGCAAGAAAGAGGCUAGUGAACACACCAAUCAUUUCGAUCCGAGCGGGCACUCGAGGAAACUCUCGACUAAAUUGCAAAACACUGAAACCAACAAGAAGGAAGAGAAUUUGAAGCCUCAUCCGUCGACCAGAAAGUGA
Macrosiphum euphorbiae (potato aphid) is the source of this 231-nucleotide messenger RNA. Lineage: Eukaryota; Metazoa; Arthropoda; Insecta; Hemiptera; Aphididae. The record is from the annotation of a GenBank genome assembly.